GUCAGUGGCUUAAUGAGCGUCUUUGCCAAGCUAGAGGCUUUGGCAACAUAUGUGACUACAGUGCCUCUGUUCCUCUCUGUCUCCAGCCUGUAUGACACAACACAGAACAGGCUCAGCACUCUCCAUUUUCCUGCAAAGCUAGUUUUACCCUAACUCAUGGUUUCCUCUUUCUUGUGGAUGUUGUUACCUGGAAUGGAAUAUUUACACCUCUCAUGGGGACCAGAGCUGAGAAUGAAGUGAAAUCUUGUACCGCAUCUUCUUCGUGCCAGAGAAAUGAACUGAGGACGUACGGGGGAGAGAGAGAGAGAAGACUUGUUUCUUGAGGACAAAGAUUCAACCAUGAAAGCCAUGAGGUUGCAGAGGAUUCUGGGAUUGGUCGCCGCACUGGGCGUGAUCACCUGUAUUUGUGCCUUUCAUACGACUGCAGCCGUCAUCAUCCCACUUGAGGUUUUAGGUCAUGUAAACAUUGAGCAGCUGCCCACCAUAACAGCUCAGUCGCCCAGCUCUCUCAUCGCCUUCCCGUUCGACGAGAGCUUCCCCAUGACGUGUGAAGCCAAAGGGAAUCCCGAGCCAGAAUUCAGAUGGAUGAAGAAUGGCCAGGAAUUCGACCCCUUUCUAGACCCCCGGCUGAUGAAAGAGGAGAAUUCUGGGACCUUUGUGAUACCCAAUAAUGGGAACCUUACAGAGUACCAGGGAACCUAUCGCUGUUACGCCUCAAACAAACUGGGGACCGCCAUAUCGAAGGAGAUUGAGUUCAUUGUGCCCCAUGUCCCAAAGUUUCCUAAAGAGACACUUGAUCCUGUUGUGGUGGAGGAGGGCCAGCCUUUUACUUUGAAAUGUGACCCACCUAAAGGAAUACCUCCUCUGCAGAUUUACUGGAUGACUAUCAGUCUUCAGCACAUAGAACAGGAUGAGCGGGUGUCUAUGGGCUUGAACGGAGACCUUUACUUCUCUCACGCCGUGGAGAAGGACAGCAGGAGGGACUACUGCUGCUUUGCCGCCUUCCCGAGAAUACGAACCAUCGUUCAGAAGAACGCCAUGUCUGUAAUUGUCCAGACAAAAAAAAGUGACACCAGUCCUGAAACUGCCAAUGCAAUCCUUCAGAGAAGACCUUCUCUUCUGACGCCCUCUAGUGCCAGAUCAGAGACACAGCUGGUCAAAGAAGAGGACUUGAAAUUGGAGUGUAUUGCUGAGGGAUUUCCAACUCCACAGGUUGAGUGGGUGAAGGUGGGUCAUCGACUUCCCAUUAAAGCAAAACUGGAGAAUCAUGGGAAGUUGCUGAUUGUGCCGAGAGUCGAACAGGAAGACAGUGGGAAGUACAUGUGCAAGGCAAAGAAUGCACUUGGAGAAGCUGUCCAUUACUUCACAGUGACAAUAGAAGAGCCUCCAGAGUGGGUGUCUGAGCCUGAGAGCCAGCUCAGUAUGAUUGGCUCAGAUGUGCUCAUCAAGUGCUCUGCCAGUGGGACGCCUCAGCCGACUAUAACAUGGAGGGUGAACGGAGUACCUCUGCAGGAGGCCCCUGCAGCCAACAGGAAGGUGUUGGGUGACACCAUACUUUUACGCAACGCCAAAGCAUCUGACAGUGCAGUCUAUCAGUGUGAGGCCUCCAACAGACACAGAACGCUCCUGUCCAAUGCAAACAUCAUGAUAAUGAAUCUGCCUCCCAUGAUUUUGACCAAGGAGGGGGAAGAUUACUCUGCCGUCGAGGGGAAGGGAGUGAUGAUGCACUGCAAGGUCUUCAGCUCUCCUCCAUCUACUGUCACUUGGAGCAAAGACGACUCCUCUGAAUCCGUGGAGGGGCCGAGGUUUGCCGUUCACGACAAUGGGUCGCUGGAGAUCUACAGCGUGGAGAAAGGCGACACAGGGCAGUACACGUGCUUAGCUAAAAACACAGAAGGAUCGUCUGCCAUCGACACCAUGCUCUAUGUGAAAGAUCCCACUAGAAUAGUCGUACCCCCGGAGCACCUGCAGAUCUUAAUAGGUACCACGGCCCAGCUCUCAUGCCUCGCAGAGUACGACGAGUCCUUCAAAAACGACAUUGAGCUCCUGUGGGAAAAAGAUGAUAUGGAGAUAGCCCUCAACUACACUGAGAAUUCAAGAUACUUUGUGGAGGAUGGCAUUCUCCAGAUUAUCAAUGUAAGCCACUGGGACCAGGGUGUGUACACAUGUGUGGCAAGAACUCCGGUGGACCAAGACACAGCCUCAGCGUGGCUCAUCGUGUUAGACGUUCCUGAUGCACCAGAGUACUUGGUACUGUCUGAACGCAAGAGCAAAAGUGUGAAACUGAAAUGGAACCCUGGGGACAAUCACAACAGCUCAACCACAGAGUUUAUUAUCGAGUAUGAGGAAAGCCAGUGGGAGCCAGGGAACUGGAAGGAGCUGCUCCGAGUACCUGGGAACCACAACUCGGCCGUCCUCAAGCUCCACGGCAACGUCGACUAUUGUUUCCGUGUGUCUGGGGUGAACUCUGUAGGCAGGGGUCCAUCCAGCGAGCCCACGGAGAGAUACAAACCCCCUGCGGCAGCUCCUGACAAGAACCCUGAAAAUAUCAAAAUCGAAGGUCAUUUGGCACAUGAAAUGGAUAUCAACUGGGAGCCCUUGUUACCCAUUGAGCACAAUGGUCCCGGUCUGGAGUAUAAGGUGAGUUACAGGAGACAGGACUUGGAGGAGGACUGGCAGGAACACAUGGUGAAGAGACACUCGUUUGUGGUGAAGAACACUCCCACCUUUGUGCCCUACGAGAUCAAGAUCCAAGCAAAGAACAAUCAGGGCUGGGGCCCCGACCCCAAGAUAGUGACUGGCUACUCAGGAGAGGACUUUCCCUCUGCUGCACCUGAUGAUGUAGCUGUGGAGGUGAUGAACAGCUCAGUGGUCAAGGUUAGCUGGACGCGUGUACACAAGGACAAGUUACAUGGACAUCUGGGAGGCUACAGGAUAAACUGGUGGCGUCUGCGCAGUCUGGUGGACUCAAAGAAAAGCCACGGAGACAAACACACUCUAACGAUCCCGGGGGACAGGAACCAUGCUGCCGUACCGGGACUAACGCCCUUCUCUGAGUACAGCCUUAUCGUCAUGACCUUCAACGGGCGGGGCAACGGCCCGGGCAGCCAUCCCGUCAACUUCAAAACCCCAGAGGGAGUCCCGGAGAAAAAUCCUGUUUUCAGGGUCACAGAUGUACAGAAGCACACUGUCUCUUUGGUCUGGGCACCGCCAUUGGAGCCUAAUGGGAUUCUCACCGGGUACCUCCUGGAGUAUCAGCUCAUCAAUGACACCGAGGAAGUGGGCCCCCUGCAGACAGUAGACAUCAGCAACCCCGACACCACCAAGUGGACCCUGCGUGACUUGGAGCCUGUGAGCAAAUACAAGUUGUACCUGCGCUCCUGCACCACGGUGGGCUGCGGGCUCGUUGUCAGCGAGGAGUGCACCACUACCCUGGAAACAACUUCCACUUUGGCUUCCACUGUUGGCCUCAGCAAGUCAGCUUCCCCCUCACCUCCAAGCACUCCAAAGUCCCCAGUGACCAAACCCACUCGUUCCACCAUAGUCCCGGCCUUGUUGAAUGUUCACUCAGCUGUUAGUGACAGCUUUGCAAAUAUCAGCUGGAUUUCUGGAGGAGAGCACAGGGAGUUUUAUAUUGCAUAUAUGAACAACCGUGAGGGUCUCUGGAAGAUAUCAGAGGCCUUAAACACCUCUAAGAAUUUCCACAUCAUUGACGGGCUGGAACCUGGGGCAGAGUACACUGUGCGCCUUAUAAACAGCCGGGUUGAUAAUUCUAGUAUAUUUGAAGAUGUUAUCUCGACCGGGUCAACAGGUCUGGCCAGCAUCCACGGAGGAAUAUCCACCCAGGGCUGGUUUAUCGGCCUGAUGUGUGCCAUCGCUCUCCUCACACUCAUUGUGUUGAUCGCCUGCUUUGUCAACAGAAAUAAAGGAGGGAAGUAUUCUGUAAAAGAAAAAGAGGACCUUCACCCAGACGUGGAAUCCCAGGGCAUGAAUGACGACACAUUUUGUGAAUACAGUGACAACGACGAGAAGCCACUGAAGGGCAGCCAGCACUCGCUGAGCAGAGAGAUCAAAGCAGGGGACAGCGGGGACAGCCUGGUGGACUACGGCGACGAGGACGUUCAGUUCAACGAGGACGGCUCCUUUAUCGGCGAAUACGCCGGGCGAAAGGAGAAGAGGGUGUCUGCUGAGAUCAAAGCCACCGUUCAGACCCCGGCAUGAGGAGCAGAACCGCCAUCCAUCCAUCGUCCCCCGGACACCGUUUUCAUUAAACCUGCUGGGAGGAACAAAUGAAAGAGGAAACAGACAUUAUCCAUACCGAGCACAAGUUUUGUGUCAAAUGUAAUGUGUCAUUGCCAACUGCACACUGCCACUCUCAUUUUAUAAAGCUCUGUUUUGUCAAGUUGCAACAGAAUGGCCAUUACUAAAUACUGUGUAUAUAUAGUGUAUAUUGUAUGUGCGAAUUGUCUUUUUUUUAUAAUUAUUAUUACACAAAAAAUUUAGAGGGCUUGGAUUUUUUUUUUUUAUCUCCAUUACUUCAGCUGCAGUACUGUUUGUACAAAUGUUUCACUCUCCAUUGCACAUCAUUAUAUGCAGCUUUGCCUCCGAUGUCAUCUUGUAGCAGACCACACAUAAGUGGGCAUAUCAAGUUGAUAUUUUUCAAUUGGAGUGAAUAUUACUGACCUUUUAUAUUUGAAAUGGAGUCAUUAAAUAUGAUGUAAGAUGUGUAUAAAGGUUGCCUAUUAACUUAUUUUUUUCCAGUGGUUUUAUACCUGACAAAAUAACAAGGACAUUUGCAUAUCCUUACAUAUCACAAACACUGAUUCUCGAGUCAUGAAUCACCCUGUGAUGUUAGAAGAAAAUAUAAUUUAGUUAUUAUGUCUUGUUUAGCAUUUAGAGCCAUUGGACAGUAUAAAUCACAAACCUCAGUCUGUGCUUACCGUAACAGCCCAUUACACGUCACUGCUGUAAGAUCUGGAAGACUUUCAAAAAUGUAAUCCAUGACACGUUAAAACUGUGUUAGAACUAUAAUUACAGUUCUGUCCAGUUUAAAGACAAAAUAUAUUACAAUGCUACUGCUGCCAAUAGCUGGUGGCAGGCAGGUCGCCACAAAGUCUUUAAAGAAAUAAUUUUACACAUUGGGCUUUUUGUUCAGAGAGUAAAUAUGAAGCUACGGCUAGCAGUCGGCUAACUUAUCUUAGCAUAAAGACUAGCCGUUUCCCUCUAUUUCCAGUCUUUAUGCUAGGCUAAGCUAACUCAUCCAAACAUUUCCCGAGACAUCAAACGAUUCCAUCAAAGCGGUACUCCAGUGAUCUGUUGUUUUUCUUAAAUAAUGUUGGUCAAAAUCAGAACAGUCCCUAGUGUACAUCAAACUCCAGUGCUAGAUCCCACACUUCCCAUAAUUCAUCUUUCUUUCAUUAGAAAGAUGCUAUCAGGUAAAAACCAGAGUCUUUCAAAGUCCCCGCCCCCAGUAACGCACUCAUUUGUAGUCUAAAAAUCCUAACCCUGGUGACAUCACCAUGACAUCAUCAGGGUUAUUUUUUUAAACUCCAGAGCGGUAUAUGUCCGCUGAGUAGUUCCCUCCAUGAUCAAUAAACGUAACUAUUUUCAUGUGUGAAUUGGUGGAGUGCCCUUUAAGAAGAAAGUGUAUAGUUCCUGUGAUGGAUUAGACUCUUUUUGUAAUCAGAUUACUGUAAUCUGGCUUCCUACCCUGCUGACAGACAAUAUACUGUAGUCACACACUGUUACACCAGUCUUAACAAGCCUGACUCUGUUACUUUCAAUAUACUGCCAAUCAAACCACAACCACUAUGUUGUUCUGCAUUAACUUUAGCACCAUAUUCAGAAAAUUUGCAAUGUUUUGUAAAAAUUCAGCCAUUGCAUGUUAAGAAUGUUAAUUGGUGUUUUUUGAUGUCAUUAAAUUGCUUUACUUUCUUA
This is a messenger RNA of Dicentrarchus labrax (European seabass), 5937 nucleotides long. RefSeq names its product cell adhesion molecule L1-like b (gene chl1b). NCBI's taxonomy places the organism in Eukaryota, Metazoa, Chordata, Actinopteri, Moronidae. The transcript has 31 exons. The record is from RefSeq and is a predicted model, not a curated record. The coding region runs from base 340 to 4221 and encodes 1293 amino acids. Gene Ontology annotation, biological process: cell-cell adhesion. Gene Ontology annotation, molecular function: protein binding.